UAUAUUUCGUGGGUUAAAUAUUAUCAUAAAAUUUCUGUACUCCUUGGAAAAUGACAUUGUUAUAAUUUCUUUCGUUAUGUUGCAUUUCGUGAAUGUUGGCGACACUUGAGCCACUUGAGGUUCUAAAUCAAAGCUGAGUGUGAUGGUGGUAGUGUAUUUUUAAUCCAUUCAAUAUUCGCUGGAAAGUCAGUGUCAAGUUAGCAAAAAUGUUUGAGGACGAAGAAGAUCCAUCAAAGACUCCUCCACGGAAUAAGUUGAAAUUCCAGGCCAAACGUAAUCAAAUAUUGUAUAUCUUAAGAAAUGGGAAGAUAUGUUUUCGUGGGUUAAGCCGGGACCAGACGAGAACCGGGCAUUUUGUACGUUGUGUAGGAAGGAUUUUAGUAUUUCGCACGGUGGACAAAGUGACCUGAGGCAACAUGCACAAUACAAGGGACAUAAAAUUAAGGAAAAUUUAAUUCUGAAAGUUCAAAUAAACUUUCGAAAUACUUUGUUAAUUUGAACAAUAAAGAAGCGUAUGACAACAGCACCACGUGCGAACUUGGUUUAGUGUAUCAUGCAGUGAAACAAAACUUAAAUUAUUCCAGUCUGGACUGCGGAAGUAAACUUGUGUCGCAUAUUUUCAGUGAUUCCGCGAUUGCUUCCAAACUUUCAUGUGGACACACUAAAGCGAAAAUGAUAGUGAAGUACGUUUUUGCUCCUAAAAGUGUAAACGACUUUGUGUCUAUUUUAAGAUGUCCAGAAAAUACUUAACAUUUUUUUUUAUUGGUUACCGAUGCAUCAAACAGAAGCAAUCGAAAAAUGUUCCCUGUUUGCAUCCGGUACGUCGACCCUUUAAAGGGAGUGCAGAAUAAACUUCUAGAUUUUGUUGAAAGUGCUGAGGAAACGUCUAUGGCAAUUACUGGUUUGGUGCUGCAGAGCUUAGAAAAGUACAACUUGGAUGUAAAUUAUGUGUCUUCUUAUUGUGCAGACAAUGCCAAUGUGAAUUAUGGAAAAAAACAUUUCGUAUAUCAGUUGCUGCGAAGUAAAAACCCAAAUUUACUGAAAGCUAAUUGCUCUAAUCAUGUCAUACAUAAGACAAUUAAGUUUGCAAGUGACAGAGUAGAUGUUGAUGUUGAAAGUGUAGUCUUAAAGAUAUAUAAUCACUUCUCUGUCUCUGCCAAAAGAAGAGAAGAGUUAAAAUCAUGCUUUGAUUUCUCAAUUUGGAGUGGACUUAGAUUUUGAGGCAUGUUCCAACUAGGUGGCUGUCAUUAACACAGCCAUUUCUCAACUGCUUCAGAACUGGGAAGCAAUGAAAAGUUAUUUCAAUAGUAUUCCCAACUGCCAAAAAUUAUUAUCUAACAUUUUCAUGAAAGAUGACCCAGAGGAAGCAGUGUUGCCUGAAAUCUACUUUAAUUUCUUAAGUGAUAUUGGAAGUCAGCUGGAAAUGGUAGAUAAAACACUGGAAAGGUCUGACUUAAGUGUACUAGAGACUUACAAACAAAUGAAACUUCUUAGUUCUAAAAUCCAGCAGAGAAGGAAAGACAACUUUUUUUGGUAGCAAAGCAAAAGAACUCAUUAAUGGAUUGUGUAUGCCAUUACAGAAAAAGGUUACUGAAGACCUGAACAGCUUUUAUAGCAAUAUGCUUCAGUAUCUGCAAAAAAGAGAUAUGAUGUGACAGAUGACAGUCCCUGUGCAUCCCUUGCAACAUUUUCUCUACAGGAAGGGAUUGAGUUCAAAGAUUUUGAAAAAGCCAUAGAAGUGUUUCAGCUAAGUGAAAAUGUUUGCAUUGAUGACCUGUGCGGGGAGUUCAGCAGCUAUCGAGAUUACCUCUGCAACAGUGUGAACAGAUAUGAAUAUGGAGUCUCAUAAAAUUCAACCACCAGAUGGCAGUCAGGCUGAACCUGGAGCUGCCACAGGCAGUAGUCAUCCUCAUCCUAGCCUCCAACAGAGGAUGAAGCUUCAGGGAAACCGCAGCAGAUACCAUCCAUACCAGCAGGGUUCAGGAUCAUCACAGCAGUCUAGGUCUUUGUCGGAAGCAAUGUCCAUAGAAAAAAUUGUUGCUAUCAAAGCUAAACAUCUGGCAAUGAAGAGGACAACUAUAAAAGGAACUGAUGAUAUAGGUUUAGGCUCAGAUCACCAUGUCAUGUUAGAUUUUGAUGUUGCUGCAACAAAAUAUAUCAUCUCCAGAGAACGGCAGGGGAGGACACGUACAACUGUGCUUCAGAGCACUGGAAAGAUAUUUGAAGAUAACAUAUUUGCCAUGCUGCAGUCAGUUAUAAAUCGAGAAGGAAGGGAGGACAGGUGUCCACAACCUUCACCAGUUAUCCCACGAAAUGCUCCUAUCCAGUCCAUACCCCAGCCUACUAUGUACAGCAGAUAUGAUCAAGAGAGGUUCAUCAGACACACAGAAACUGGGGGAUUCAAGAUAGACACCCUCAGUACUUACUGCGGAAUGAUCUUCAAAUCAAUGACUGAAGGAACGCAGCCAAAGAAAGUACAGACUCCAUCUCAACAAAUUAUUCCGCAACUUAGACCUGUGGCUGAGCCAAAAAUUGCAGUUCGGCGGAACAAGAAGAUCUCUCGGACGCCAAUAAUAAUCAUACCACCUGCAACAACACCCCUAAUUACAAUGUACAAUGCUAAAGAUCUUCUGCAGGAUCUGAGAUUUGUGAGUUCUGAAGAGAAGAAACGUCAAGGUGCAAAGAAAGAGAAUGAAUUCCUACUUAUGCGUCGGAAAGGUGGUCUCACUGUGCCAUAUCAAGUUAUAGACAACCCCCAGAAACUGAAAAAUGCAGACUGGGAUCGCGUGGUUGCUGUGUUUGUGAUGGGUCCAACAUGGCAGUUCAAGGGUUGGCCGUGGGAUGGCAAUCCUGUGAAGAUAUUUUCAAAGAUCUGUGCAUUUCAUGUCAAAUAUGAUGAGAUGAAGUUGGAUGCUAAUGUGAGUGGUUGGGCUGUACAUAUUAUUGAAGUCUCUCGUACAAAACGCCAUUUGGAUUAUGCAGCAUUGAUGACCUUUUGGGAGAGACUGGAUAGAUCUUGUAGAAGAUUUCUGCCAUUGUACAUGAUAAUGGUGAGCCUAUGGCUAUGCCUGACCUUGGUUUCUAGAAUUUUUCAUUGAAAAUAUAAUGAAAAGUUCUCGUUGGUGUCUCCACCUUAUCAUGGUGAGGGGGUUUGAGUAUGCCAAGGACC
This is a messenger RNA of Cryptotermes secundus, 3169 nucleotides long. RefSeq names its product parafibromin. Gene Ontology annotation, biological process: transcription elongation by RNA polymerase II; positive regulation of transcription elongation by RNA polymerase II. Gene Ontology annotation, cellular component: Cdc73/Paf1 complex. The record is from RefSeq and is a predicted model, not a curated record. Gene Ontology annotation, molecular function: RNA polymerase II complex binding. Lineage: Eukaryota; Metazoa; Arthropoda; Insecta; Blattodea; Kalotermitidae. Bases 1830 to 3098 code for a protein of 422 amino acids. The transcript has 9 exons.